Botrytis deweyae is the source of this 2022-nucleotide messenger RNA. RefSeq lists its product as uncharacterized. The record is from RefSeq and is a predicted model, not a curated record. The transcript is spliced from 3 exons. NCBI's taxonomy places the organism in Eukaryota, Fungi, Ascomycota, Leotiomycetes, Helotiales, Sclerotiniaceae. Bases 1 to 2022 code for a protein of 673 amino acids.
AUGGUAGGUGUGAAAACAUGGACUGACGAUGGGCUUUGGUUUGUUCUCUUGGCAUCCAAAAUCCCCUCACCGUCUUCCGCCCAAAAAAGUAAACCAGGCAGGUUCUUCACGGAUGAAGCAAUUGGACUUCUCUGCAAGAAGAAUGUUAAGGACUUGCGUCACACACCAAAUGCGGCGAGCGUUAGAUAUGCUCGUACUCAGAAACCGGAGGCACAACCCUCUCCAGAAGUUCUAGAAAUUAUUGAGCGACUACGCAGUUCUGUUUCUGAGGCUCAAGAUAGCACAAAUGGGAACACGCUGGAGAAUCCGCGGAAUGGCACUAUGGCUGCCCACAAGCGAAGCUCCUCAGGGAGCUCUAGUAAUACUAGUUCAAAUGCGAUGUCACCAAUGCCAAUGGGGAGUCCUCUCACUCAGUCACAACCUAGAAGAAGCGGCAAUUGGAACAGGAGUGAAGUUGGUCAAUUUGCUCCCAACAGAUCUCACACCAUGAGCAUGAGUGCAAAUGGACCAUUCACCAAAUCAUAUGAACGAGGGCAUGAAAAUACUGUUCCGCUAGCUAAUGCCAACAAACAACAGCAACAUGAAGGUGGUUCACUGGGCAAUGGAAGUCGCCAACAACAACCUAGACAGGUACACCCCGCAACGACUAGAUCGAAUCCAUUAUGGUAUCCUGGUGUCGACGUUUCAUCUUCAAUGAGACAAACAAUGGGCAACAGUCAGGGAACGAACGCUUACAUGCAUAAUGGCGGUGGCAUUCCAGAGUAUUCGCAGCACGUACCAUCGGGCACUAUGUAUCAAUUUUAUGGCAAUCAAAUGGGCCCAGACACGCACCAAACUCAGUCUUAUGGCCAUCCAACGCCUAUAGAUUCGCCAUACUCAACAAAUUACGGGAACUAUACACAAGGCUUACCAGGCCUGGGUAUAAAUGGAAUGCCAAUGCCAACAGGCCCUUUUGAUGUUGGAAGUUCUUCUUAUCCACAUGACACGCCUUCAUAUGGUCAGUUCGAAGCAUGCACAGUGCCACAGAACCAACAGUUUUAUGGGGAAACGGUUUCACAAGAUAGAUUGCCGUAUACAAAUCAGUACUCUCCACAACAACAAUACGGUAUCGAAUAUCCCUUCCCAACAUUAAACAUCGAUUUGGACGGUAUGGAAGUUAUCCCUCAGAGACAUCAUGGUCUCUCACAUGCCACAAUGAAUGAUUCCAACUUCGCCAACGUUUCAUCCUUUGGUCUUGCACAAUCUAUAUUUAACAGUCCUAGUGAUACUAGUGGUUCAAGUAAUGGUUUCAUUGAGCUUCUUGACAACCGAUCUAAGUCAAACGACCUUGAAACACAAGGAGGCUCUGCCCAUCAAGUUAGAAUCAUGUCUCAAGAACCACAACCAUCUGUCAGCGCAGAAAAGGGGAAGAAAAGAAGUAUUGACGAGGCCGAAAUAUCCGAUAUCAAUUCUGAAGGAAGCUGUGAGAGACACAAGAAAAGGCACAAUAGCGAGGAUAAGGAUUGCUCUACGCAACGAGAGUCCAAUCAUCAGAAUGCAAGACAUGAUUGGGAAUUGUCUGAACAAGACAACACCCAAGAGCCUUUUAUUGCUGCUUUAAGUGGCAGUCUGAUUGAUUUCACUGCUAUUGCUCUCGAUAACACUUCAGGUGCUAUUGUAGUCUCUGGGGUUAGCUCAGCCACACACAGUUCAGAUGAAGCUGGAUUAUCUCCCAUCUCUACGAACUUGACCGUCGAUUCAGAUGAUUCAAAAAGCACCGAAAUCAACGACUCGCACGAUGGACUGCCAAAUUUGAAGUCGCAAGCAAUUUCCCACGAGUCGAUUGAGAUAUUGCCUCACCAAGAAGAUGGCACUGCGGCCAGAAACUCCAAUGAUACAGAGGAUGAUUUUCUCAGAGAGGAAGAUUUCCUAGGCCUUUCGGACCAAUUUGACGACACAUACUACGAUCUGAGCACGGGUUUUCACGAGAUGUCAGAUGAGGUUAUUGAGGCAGACUAUGCUUAUUUGUUUGAUCAGAUGUGA